Messenger RNA from Sinocyclocheilus anshuiensis, 4275 nucleotides. It is a transcript of the gene ppfia2, whose product is annotated as PTPRF interacting protein alpha 2. The transcript is spliced from 32 exons. Gene Ontology annotation, molecular function: protein binding. Gene Ontology annotation, biological process: synapse organization. The coding region runs from base 259 to 3978 and encodes 1239 amino acids. Gene Ontology annotation, cellular component: presynaptic active zone. The record is from RefSeq and is a predicted model, not a curated record. NCBI's taxonomy places the organism in Eukaryota, Metazoa, Chordata, Actinopteri, Cypriniformes, Cyprinidae.
CCGCUGCUCUCGCCGCUGAAUCCUUAACGUGCCAUUUUAUUACUAAUGGACAUAUCUGGAAAUCAAAAUGUCAUCGAUAUACGGGACAGUAUCGCGUUUCUGAAGAUGCCAGCGGUGGAUAUUCAUGUGGGUUUCGCCGGACCAGUGCUGAUUUUGGCCAGUGAAGCUUCCUUGUAGUGAAUCGGAUGAUUGGAGCAGCUGUGCGCUCGCGCUUAGAUUGCAGCUGUCAUUGAUAUCGCACAGUGAACACAGGUGAAGAUGAUGUGCGAAGUGAUGCCCACGAUCAGCGAGGACACGGCGAUGAGCCAGCGUGGCUCCCAGAGCAGCACCUCCGACCCUGACUCGCAUUUUGAGCAGUUGAUGGUGAACAUGCUUGACGAGAGAGACCGUCUGUUGGACACCCUGAGAGAGACACAAGAAAGCCUUUCCCUCGCCCAGCAGCACCUGCAGGACGUCAUCUAUGACCGGGACUCACUGCAGCGUCAGCUCAGCUCCGCACUGCCACAGGAGUUUGCCGCCCUGACGAAAGAGUUGAACGCCUGCAGAGAACAGCUGCUGGAGAAGGAGGAGGAGAUUUCAGAGCUGAAGGCCGAGAGGAACAACACCAGACUGCUGUUGGAGCAUUUGGAGUGUUUGGUUUCGAGGCAUGAACGUUCCCUACGCAUGACAGUGGUAAAACGACAGGCCCAGUCUCCUUCUGGGGUCUCCAGUGAGGUGGAGGUCCUCAAAGCUCUUAAGUCCCUCUUUGAGCACCACAAAGCACUGGAUGAGAAGGUACGAGAGAGAUUGCGGGCGUCACUAGAGAGGGUCUCUGCCUUGGAGGAGGAGUUGGCCGCAGCCAAUCAGGAGAUUGUGGCCUUAAGAGAGCAGAAUGCCCAUAUUCAGAGGAAGGUGGCGUCAGGAGAAGGGGCUGAGGACUUGUUGGAGGGAACUGAUGCCCAGAAAGUUCAUGGCAAGCGGUUGUCUAAUGGGUCGAUGGAGUCGGGGGACGAGGCCAGUCAGGUGUUGGAGCUGCAGGAGCUGCUGGAGAAACAGAAUUACGAGCUGGCGCAGAUGAAGGAGCGCAUGUCCUCGCUGUCCUCCCGCGUGUCCGAGGUGGAGCAGGAGCUGGAGACAGCUCGCAAAGACCUCAUCAAGAGCGAAGACAUGAACAACAAGUACCAGAGAGAUAUUAAAGAGGCUAUGUGUCAGAAAGAAGACAUGGAGGAACGGAUCGUGACUCUUGAGAAGCGCUAUCUCAGUGCCCAGAGAGAGUCCACGUCACUACAUGACAUCACAGACAAGCUGGAAAACGAACUGGCCAAUAAGGAGGCGUUCCUCAGACAGAUGGAGGAGAAGAACAGGCAGUUACAGGAGCGGCUGGAGUUGGCGGAACAGAAGCUACAGCAGACCAUGAGGAAAGCUGAGACUCUGCCUGAAGUCGAGGCUGAGCUAGCACAGAGGAUAGCAGCUCUCACCAAGGCAGAGGAGAGACACGGAAGUAUCGAGGAGCGUAUGAGACAUUUAGAGGGACAGCUGGAGGAGAAGAACCAGGAACUGCUCAGGGCUCGACAGAGAGAGAAAAUGAACGAGGAACACAACAAGCGUUUGUCAGACACUGUGGACAGACUCUUGACAGAGUCGAAUGAACGUUUACAGCUUCACCUGAAAGAAAGAAUGUCUGCUCUUGAGGAGAAGAAUGUGUUAAUACAAGACUCAGAGAACUACAGGAAGCAGUUAGAAGACUCAAUUCAAGAAAAGUCUAAUUUCUCGGAGGAGAUCGAGAAACUGAGAUCUGAACUGGAUCAGUACCGGUUGAGGGCCGGAUCCCUUACAGAGCCCACGCUGUCACGGUCUCAUCUGGAUGCAUCCGCAGAUCUGCGUUUCUCUCUGGGUUCUCUUGCCGAGACGCAAUCAGACCAUUAUCGCUCCACCAAGGUGAUCUGCAGGCCCAGGAGAGGACGCGUGGGGCUACGUAGGGACGAACAGAAGGCUAAGUCUCUGGGAGAGCACGAAUGGUGCUCUCAGCAACUUGGUGUUCUCGGCGGCCACCCAUUCGAGAGCGACACAGAGAUGUCGGAUAUCGAUGACGAUGACAGAGAGACCCUUUUCAGUUCGAUGGAUCUGCUGUCUCCAGGAGGACAUUCAGAUGCUCAGACUCUAGCAAUGAUGCUGCAAGAACAACUGGAUGCCAUCAAUAAAGAAAUCCGGCUCAUCCAAGAAGAGAAGGAGUCGACAGAACUGAGGGCAGAGGAAAUCGAGAACCGCGUGGCCAGCGUGAGCCUGGAGGGGCUGAACCUGGCACGGGUGCACCAUCCUGGAGCCUCCAUCACUGCCUCGGCCACCGCUUCCUCCCUCGCUUCGUCCUCCCCUCCCAGCGGACACUCCACCCCCAAACUCACCCCGCGCAGCCCUGCCGGCGACAUGGAGCGCAUGGGGGUCAUGACACUGCCCAGUGACUUGCGGAAACACAGGAGAAAGAUCGCAGCGGUGGACGAGGACGGUCGAGAGGACAAGGCCACCAUCAAAUGCGAGACCUCGCCACCUCCCACACCUCGCCAAGUCCGCAUGACCCACACGCUUCCUGCUUCUUCGCACAAUGACGCACGCCUGACGGCUACAUUAGAGACAGAGGCCAGUGCUCUGAGCAGUGUAGCCAGCAGUCAGGACUCCCUCCACAAACAGCCAAAGAAGAAGGGCAUCAAGUCCUCCAUUGGACGACUGUUUGGGAAGAAAGAGAAGGCCAGACUGGGGCAGCUGGGGAAAGAGAUUAUGGGACCAGGACUAGUAGGGAAUGUAUCCGAUCCUGAGCUUCUGGGUCAGGAUAUCGCGGUGGGAAAACUGGGAACACAGGCGGAGAAAGAUCGCAGGCUUAAAAAGAACGGACACGAGUUAUUGGAAGAAGCCAGAAGAAAAGGGUUACCUUUUGCUCAGUGGGAUGGUCCUACUGUUGUCGCAUGGUUGGAGCUGUGGCUAGGGAUGCCAGCGUGGUAUGUCGCAGCUUGUCGUGCCAACGUAAAAAGCGGCGCUAUCAUGUCGGCCCUGUCGGACACUGAGAUCCAGAGAGAGAUCGGCAUCAGCAAUCCUCUGCACCGCCUCAAACUGCGCCUGGCCAUCCAGGAGAUGGUCUCGCUCACCAGCCCUUCAGCUCCCCCUACAUCUAGAACCCCGUCGGGUAAUGUGUGGGUAACCCACGAGGAAAUGGAGACUCUUGCCGCCCCCUCCAAAACGAAGUCAGAGUCAGAGGAGGGGAGCUGGUCACAGACGCUGGCAUACGGGGACAUGAACCACGAGUGGAUCGGGAAUGAGUGGCUGCCCAGUCUAGGUCUACCUCAGUACCGCAGCUACUUCAUGGAGUGUUUGGUGGAUGCGCGUAUGCUGGACCACCUCACCAAGAAGGACCUCCGAGUGCAUUUAAAAAUGGUGGACAGCUUUCACAGAACCAGUCUGCAGUACGGCAUCAUGUGCCUGAAGAAGCUCAACUACGACAGGAAGGAGCUGGAGAGACGCAGAGAGAGCAGCCAGCAUGAGAUAAGAGACGUGCUGGUGUGGAGUAACGAGCGCGUGAUCCGCUGGGUCCAGAGCAUCGGUCUCCGUGACUACGCCAACAUCCUGCUAGAGAGCGGUGUGCAUGGGGCGCUCAUAGCACUCGACCACAACUUUGAUUACAGCAGCCUGGCUCUGCUGCUGCAGAUCCCCAACCAAAACACUCAGGCUAGACAAAUUCUGGAGAGAGAGUACAACAAUCUGCUGGCACUGGGAACAGAGAGACGAUUAGAUGAGUGCGACGAGAAAGAUUUCCGAGGACCGUCGUGGAGGAGGCAGUUUCCUCGGCGGGACAUCCACGGGAUCAGCAUGAUGCCCGGCUCAGCAGAGACCCUGCCCGCUGGCUUUCGCCUCACUGCCACCUCCGCACACUCACGCAGACUGCCACCAGAGGUUGGACCAUCAGCAGUACAGCGUCUGGACAGCUCCACUGUGAGGACCUACUCUUGCUGAGAGAACAUGAAUACUAUAAGCUAGUCGUACCUUCAAGUUGGCCUGAACAAACAAUUCUGAUGAGUCACACUGCCAAGAGAAUGACAGAAGCCUGCGGAGGACAGGGUGAGGAGGCUCUGCGCCAGACGAGCCGAGGCCACGACCCGGGCGUCCGCCGCAGAUGCAGACGCGCUCUCACUCUUUCUGUCUUUUACGCCACGCAGCUCCUUCAGAUUAAGUACUGUGUAUUUCUUCUACAGGGGAUGUUAGGUUCAACUGUAAAUCACUAUAAAUAAAGCUGUUUUUUAUAUAAAUAUA